AUGGGAGUCUUGAUUUCUGUGGUGGUGAAUCGUGAUCUAGCAUUGGUGGAGAUCUGUAGAUUCAACUGGCCAGGAACAAAGAGGCGCCAAGCAAAGCCUAAAAGCGACAAUGAGAAUAUAAUUGAGGAGAGCAAUGUUACCACCAACAUUGGUCACGAUACCAUUGGCUGCAAAAGAACAAAGAGAGAAGUUGCCCGUUCGAAUUUCAAUGAGAAGGCAUUUGACUUACUUGAAGAAGAUUCACUUGUCACAACCAAGGAAAUCAGAACUGAGGAGGAAGCAGAGGCAGUUAGGUUGACAAGAACAGGACCUGAAGAUGGGAAAUGCUGCAGAAAACUCAUCGAUUUCAUCCUGCAUGGUAAAGAUGAUAAUCUGCAACCAUUUGAAAUGUCUCAGAGUGAUGGUGUCUCCAUGACAGCUCUUGUCAUGCCAUUUGAUGCUCAUAUCGAAAAGGACAGGAAAAAGGGUAUACGAUGUGUCAAAUUUGGGCGUAUCAAGGGAUGGGCAGUUUCCGGCUAUAAGGAAGGCGCCGCGGUAAUUUCGCUCUCAACAGAACUAGCUGACUAUAUAUGUGUGAAGGCCACAAGAAGCUACAGGUCUCAUUUUGACCUUUUCAGCCAGAAAGCUCAUGUUUGUGUUGAAGUUUACAGGGAGUUAGCUAGAUCGGUUGGCGGAAACCCUUUGCUGAGCCUAGAAGAGCUGCUUGCCGGUGUUGUCAGUUCCAUUAAUUUGAGCAGUGGCUUCAAUGGAAGAGUGAGAAAGGAAUUUGUGAUAUCCAUCGGUGAGUUCGUACAUAACCAGCUCACAGCACUGGAUCAUGCAGCAAACAACGAUGAUGAGAUGUUGUUGACGCUGCCUGCUCUUGUGGCACUAAGAAAUGAGUGUAAAUCUAACGUGGGAUUCAGCAAGCUGGCAGCUUUGGCCUCACAUGAAACUUUGAUGAUCAAGGAUGGGCGGUGCAAGGAGGUGCAGGUGACCGAGAACGAGGAUGAAGAAGAGAAACUAGCAAGGUUGUUGCAAGAAGUGGAAGAGUGGAAUAUGAAGAAGCCGAGAGCCAAGAGUGGAAGUUCACAGAAAAUUAAAAAUGCCUACAUCAAGAUCAGUGAAGCUGAGAUUGCCAAUGACUACCCACUGCCAGCAUACUAUACACCAUGCGAUAUAGAAAAGGAUGAGUACAUGUUUGGCAGUGAAGAUGGCAUGCUGCCAGUAAGAAUACUCAACAACUGGGCUCUAUAUAAUUCAGAUUUCAAAUUCAUGUCUUUGGAGCUCAUCCCUAUGGAACCAGGUGCUAAAAAUGAUACUGUUAUCUUUGGGUCUGGUUGUAUGAGAGACGAUGAUGGUACUUUCUGUUCAACAGCUGAGCCAGCAGAGUUAUCUUCUUCCUCGAGUAAAUCUGACCAGGAAGAUCAAGGGAUUCCGGUUUACCUAAGCCCAAUCAAGGAAUGGCUUGUAGAAUCUUGUGGCUCGAUGAUCUGCAUAUCUAUUCAAACCGACAUAGCUUGCUACAAGUUACUCCAGCCAACGAAGCAGUAUGCGCCAUGGUGUGCCACUGUCCUUAAAACAGCAAGAUUGACUGUUAGUAUCAUCGCCAUUUUAAAAGAACAAACUCGCGCUUCAAAACUUUCCUUCGCUGAUGUUACCAAGAGAGUAGCAGAAUUUGAGAGUGGGCAUCAUGCAUUCAUUUCAACAGAUGCAACACUUGUUGAAAGAUAUGUUGUGGUGCAUGGACAGAUAGUCCUUCAACAGUUCGCAAAUUAUACAGAUGAGUCCAUUCGACGGUGCGCCUUUGUCACAGGCCUUAUCAAGAAGAUGAAAGAAAGAGGGCAGAUGAAGCUAGCAACAAAGAAGAAAUCUCAAGCGGCGAGAGGAGAGAAUCUGAACCCAAGUGCAAAAAUGGCCCGAAUAUCAAAACAAAAUCUUAUGCGUGCGACAACCACAAAGUUGGUCAGCAGGAUAUGGGAUGAUUACGAUGCAACCCAUUUCCCAGAGGAUUCAAAGGAGGGGGGUGAGAAUGAUGAGCAAAAGGUAUUUGAGGAGGAACAAGAAGAAAAUGAAGAAGAUGAUGUUGAGGGGGUGGUUGAAGUUGGCGAGGGACAUGUUUCAAGGACCUCGCCAUCAACAAGGUCUAGAAAUACGUCAUCAGAUGCUUGUGAAGAAAUAGAAUGGAAAGGUCAAACAGUUGGGAAAACACCAUCUGGAGAAGCUCUGUACAGAAGUGUGAGAUUUGGAGAUCUCAGUGUUGCUGUUGGUGGGGCACUCACAUUGGAUGGUCAUUCAGGAGAAGCCAUCAUGUGUUUUGUUGAGUACAUGUAUGAGACACAUGAUGGCACACAGAUGAUCCAUGGUAGAGUUCUGCAAAAUGGUUCAGACACUGUCCUGGGCAAUGCUGCAAAUGAACGAGAGGUGUUCUUUACCAAUGAUUGUUUAGAGUCCAAAGUAGGUGACAUGAGAGAAUCAUUGACUGUCAAUGUCCAGCAGAUUCCCUGGGGCCACAAGUGCAGAAAAGAGCAGUUGGAAGCUAUUAGGGUGGAGAGGGCCAGGGCAGAGGAGAGGAAGAAGAAGGGUUUGCCAUUGGAGUACAUCUGCAAAAGCAUGUACUGUCCUGAGAAAGGUGCCUUUUUCUCCCUCCCUUAUGAGAAAAUGGGCGCCGGAACCGGCACUUGCAGUUCUUGUGAGGAGCGACAAGCGGUCCGUGAUGAGUUCAAAAUAUUGUCAGAGACCAGCUUUGUCCUCAAGAAUGUCAAAUACAAUGUUCACGACUUCCUGUAUAUCAGGCCUCAGUUUUUCUCUCCCGUCGAGGGUCGUGGGACCUACAGGGCUAGAAGAAAUGUGGGCCUGAAGCCCUAUGUGGUAUGUCGUUUGCAGAGUGUCAAUGCUGCUGCUGGAUCUCGUAAAGCUAAUCUGAAAUCAACAAAAGUCAGUGUAAGAAGGCUAUACAGGCCUGAUGAUAUUUCAUCGGAUAAAGCUUACUCUUCAGAUAUCAGAGAGGUGUACUACAGUGAAGAUAUAGUUAGUGUGCCUGUUGGGAUGAUAGAGGGAAAAUGUGAGGUUACAGCAAAGGAUGACCUUCCAAAUUCAAAUCUUCCAGUAGUAGUUGAGCACGCCUUUUACUGUGAACAUUUAUAUGAUCCUGGCACUGAAACUCUCAAGCAGCUACCGACCAAUGUUAAGCUCACCCUGGCAAGGAAGGCGCCUGCUUCGAGAAAGAAUAAAGGGAAGCAGAUUUGUGAUGAUGAGCAAGCCGGUUCGGAUAAACACAAGGAUGAAACACAAGAGAACUGUCUUGCAACCCUUGAUAUUUUUGCUGGCUGUGGAGGUUUGUCUGAAGGGCUGCACCUAGCUGGCGCUUCACGUACAAAAUGGGCGAUCGAGUAUGAAGAACCUGCUGCGCAAGCAUUUCUUCAAAAUCAUCCUGAAGCAGCAGUGUUUGUGGAGAACUGCAAUGUGAUUCUGAAGGCGAUAAUGGAUAAGUGUGGCGAUGUUGAUGACUGCGUCUCCACUCCCGAGGCUUCUGCGGGAGCAGCAGAACUUUCAGAUGAGAAGGUUAAGAAUCUCCCUGUGCCCGGUGAAGUAGAAUUCAUCAAUGGUGGCCCUCCAUGCCAGGGGUUCUCCUGGAUGAACAGAUUCAAGCAGAGCCCAUGGAGCAAGGUUCAGUGCGAGAUGAUUCCGGCAUUCCUGUCCUUCGCAGAGUAUUUCCGGCCUAGGUUCUUCCUUUUGGAAAACGUCAGGAACUUUGUUUCGUUUAACAAGGGCCAGACCUUCAGACUGACACUAGCAUCGCUCCUCGAGAUGGGGUACCAGGUUCGAUUCGGCAUUCUAGAGGCGGGUGCUUAUGGCGUCGCGCAGUCCAGGAAAAGGGCGUUCAUCUGGGCCGCCGCGCCUGGGGAGACUCUUCCUGACUGGCCUGAACCAAUGCAUGUCUUCGCUAGCCCUGAGCUGAAAAUAAAACUGCCAGGAGGUAAAUACUAUGCUGCUGCCAGGAGCACAGCUGGAGGAGCUCCUUUCCGCUCUAUGACAGUCAGGGAUACAAUCGGCGAUCUUCCACCGGUGGAGAAUGGCGCCAGCAACCCAACAAUAAAGUACGGAGGCGAGCCCAUCUCCUGGUUCCAGAAGAAGAUUCGAGGCGAUACGCUUUCGCUGAGUGACCACAUAUCCAAAAAGAUGAACGAGCUGAAUCUCAUAAGGUGCAAGCACAUCCCAAAGCGCCCUGGCUGUGACUGGCAUGACCUGCCAGAUGAGAAGGUGAAGCUAUCCAGAGGGAAAACGGUGGAUUUGAUCCCUAGGUGCAUGCUCAAAACAGCCAAGACGAACAAUCAGUGGAAAGGCCUGUGUGGGAGGCUGGACUGGGAGGGCAACUUCCCCACAUCAGUCACAGAUCCCCAGCCAAUGCGCAGGGUCGGCAUGUGCUUCCACCCUGAUCAGGACAGGAUCAUCACUGUUCGUGAAUGUGCGCGAUCCCAGGGCUUCCCUGAUGGCUACCAUUUCGCUGGCAACAUCCAGAGCAAGCACAGGCAGAUCGGGAAUGCGGUACCACCUCCCCUUGCAUACGCGCUAGGGAGGAAGCUCAAGCAAGCCAUCGAUGCCAAGCUGCCUAAGUUAACUGAAGACAUGAUCCAAGUGGGACUUAAUUUACAACUGGGCCCUAUAUAAAUUCUGGGAACAGUUGACUCUGAAGUUAUUACAGGCUGGUGACAUGAAUCUUUAUGUGCAUCUAUUGUAAGGAGGAUUAAAAACAUCAGGAUGUUGGUGGAGGGAACAUGCUCUUAGCAGUGGGUGCAUAAUCUUUAGUAAACAGAGGGAACAUACUCUUGGAAUUGGGGCAUAAUCCUAGUAAACAGCAACUGUAAAAAAAUACCAAGAGGGUUAUAUGAUUGAAUAAAUGAAUGCAGUUUUCUGUUCUUUA
Messenger RNA from Triticum aestivum (bread wheat), 4903 nucleotides. RefSeq names its product DNA (cytosine-5)-methyltransferase 1A-like. The record is from RefSeq and is a predicted model, not a curated record. Gene Ontology annotation, cellular component: nucleus. Gene Ontology annotation, biological process: negative regulation of gene expression via chromosomal CpG island methylation; DNA methylation-dependent constitutive heterochromatin formation. Bases 1 to 4650 code for a protein of 1549 amino acids. The transcript has 13 exons. Lineage: Eukaryota; Viridiplantae; Streptophyta; Magnoliopsida; Poales; Poaceae. Gene Ontology annotation, molecular function: DNA (cytosine-5-)-methyltransferase activity; chromatin binding; DNA binding.